Molecule: messenger RNA, 1036 nt
Organism: Tuber melanosporum (Perigord truffle)
Lineage: Eukaryota; Fungi; Ascomycota; Pezizomycetes; Pezizales; Tuberaceae
Exons: 1
Coding region: 1-858 (285 amino acids)
Source: RefSeq, a predicted model, not a curated record
AUGGAUAGACCGACGAAUGACAUUUGGCGAACUAGAGGCUGCAACUCAUGGUACAAGAGCUUGUAUGUACAUCCACCCCCCCCUUCCUCUCCUUACUUACUCCUCUCCUACACACACAUAUCUAACACACCCACAGCGUUCCUCGCAGUCCUCCUCUGCCGCCGUCAUCCCUACGACAACAAAUCCCGAGACGGAACAAAACAAGACUGGUACCUCUGGGACCCCACCAGUAAACUCCUCCCCCCUUCCACCUCCACUACUACUUCUCCACAUCUCCCCCACCGCCGCCGCAAAACAAUUCUAAGCGUCUGGCGCGACCAAUCCAAAUUCCAACCCGCCCCAGGAACUAUACUUGCCUUGCGCAACCUCACAAUAGACAAACACUGGAAUGACACCCUGGCCGACCAGAGCUGGAAAGAGAUCCUCGACGAUGAGCACUGGGACGAGCGCAUCGGCCCGCCGGUCAAGAUGAUGAAGGUCGGCCGCGGCACGGGACACGGGAACAUCAACGCCUUCCCAACGACCCCCGUGGAGUGGUUCCUGCUGGACGCGAGUGGCGUGGAGGGCUAUAGGGCUGUGAAAGAGUGGUGGGAAAGCGUUGGGAGGAGGGAGUGGGAGGCUGAGGUUAGGGUUGAUGAGAGGUUGAAGAGGGAGAUUGGAGCGAGGAGGGAAAGCAUGAGGAGGGAUAGGGAGGCGGUGCUUGCAAGGCAGAGGAUUUGUGACGGUGCUGGAGGUGGGGGGGAGGGACUCAAGAGGAAGAGAGAAUCCGAAGAAGACUAUGCCGGAACGGACGAUUUGGAAACCGAGAGGCUUAUGAUGGAGGAAUUGAAGAGAGAUCGGAAUUUUGGUAACGGGUAGCCAACAACCUACACAGAGCUACCAAUGAUUCGUCCGCGCGUUAUAACUUAGAAAAUAUCCUGAAGUAUUUCGUUUAUCCAUCUAUUCAUUCAUUCAUCCGCUCAUUGUUUAUCAGCCAUGGGCGUACGGAUGAGUAUCUAUCUAUCUAGAAGCCAUAAUCCAUUCAUCUAUGAUACAC